ACAAAAGAUAAGAUAUGUGGAUGGUCUUACUUUUGUCUCUAUAAUUUAAGAAUCUUAAUUUUUGCAAACAAAUUAAAAUAAUGGAGAAAAUUGGGCAGCUUACAUUUACAGAUCCAAUUUCAUUAUCAUCACAAUCAAGAACAAAACUUAUCAGUCCAUUGUUACUCAUCCAUUCUUUUGGUAAACACUCGCUGAAAUUGCAGCAAGAACAGCCUCAAUUGUUCAAAGGAAAUGGGAGGAGAAGAAUUCACUGCAGACAUCAAAUCAUUAUCAGUGCAUCAUCAUCACCAUCUCUCACUACUAAUGGCGGCAGCAACAUCUUGGAAAUAAGUGAGAUAAAAGAGAAUUCUAAGAAAUGGAAAUGGAGGGGAAAGUACUCUAUCAAUUACUUUGUGAUUCAAUCCUCUUCUUCUGCUACUAAUGAUUCUAUGAAGCCUCCUUUGCUUCUGAUUCAUGGAUUUGGUGCAUCAAUUCCUCACUGGAGGAGGAAUAUGAAAGUAUUAGCUGAGAAUAACACUGUUUAUGCAAUUGAUUUACUUGGUUUUGGUGAUUCAGAUAAACCAUCUGAUUUUGCAUACACCAUGGAAUCAUGGGCGCAGUUGAUAUUGGAUUUCUUGGAUGAGGUUGUUCAGAAACCAACUGUAUUGGUUGGUAACUCUAUUGGGAGCCUUGCAUGUGUCAUUGCAACCUCAGAGUCAGGAUCUAGCCGGGUUCAAGGGCUGGUGUUACUAAACUGUUCUGGUGGCAUGAACAAUAAGGCAGUUGUUGAUGAUUGGAGAAUCAAGCUAUUGUUGCCUUUGUUUUGGUUGAUCGACUUCUUGUUGAACCAGCCAUUUAUUGCAUCAGCAAUUUUCGAGCGUGUCAAACAAAGAGAGACCCUGAAGAAUGUUCUAUUAUCUGUUUAUGGAAAUAAAGAUUCCGUGGAUGACGAUCUAGUAGAGAUCAUUAAAGGACCAGCUGAUGCUGCGGGAGCACUCGAGGCUUUUGUGUCUAUUAUCACAGGUCCGCCAGGACCAAACCCGAUUAAGUUGAUGCGAAGGAUUACGCAACCUGUUCUUGUUUUAUGGGGCAAUGAAGAUCCUUUUACACCACUUGAUGGUCCUGUUGGAAGGUUUUUUUCUUCUCUACCUUCUACUUCACCAAAUAUAACCCUUUCUAUCCUAGAUGGGGUGGGGCAUUGUCCUCACGAUGACAGGCCUGAAUUGGUACACGAAAAAUUGCUCCCCUGGUUGGCUUCUCUUCCUUCUUCAUGAUUCUUGAAGGAUAUCACCAGUAAAUGUAAUUCAAAACUCUUGGAGCAGAGAUUGAACUCUCUUGUGUCCUAAUUGAUCAUCAAAGCGAAGUAGGCUACAUUACCUUUCACGACUUUAUAUAAACUUUUGACAAUAAAGAAAAAGUGUAUAUAUUGGUCGACCAGUUAUUACAGCUUAGUGGAUACUAUAUGCCGUAUAUCUCCAAUUUAUCAAAUUGAUUCUUUGAGGUGAGGAAAUCAUAGUCAAUACAAGCACACGAGACAAUGUGAAUUGUUUGGUUUGCUAUAAUGUGGUGUAACAAUUUACUGCUUGUCUUUGCCUGAAUAAACAAAAAACAUAUAUGGUUCAUCGUUUAUUGGUUGUUCCAUGAAUGAUGAUAACCUAAAGAAUCAGUUAACUUUUAAGGAUA
Messenger RNA from Papaver somniferum (opium poppy), 1662 nucleotides. RefSeq lists its product as uncharacterized. The record is from RefSeq and is a predicted model, not a curated record. Gene Ontology annotation, biological process: chlorophyll metabolic process. The coding region runs from base 81 to 1253 and encodes 390 amino acids. The transcript is spliced from 4 exons. NCBI's taxonomy places the organism in Eukaryota, Viridiplantae, Streptophyta, Magnoliopsida, Ranunculales, Papaveraceae. Gene Ontology annotation, cellular component: chloroplast. Gene Ontology annotation, molecular function: chlorophyllase activity.